CUCUCUCUCUCUCUCUCUCUCUCUCUCUCUCUCUCUCUCUCUCUCUCGGGAGCUGCACGCACGCAUAUAUUCGCCGCCCGCUACAGCUAACAACGCACUGUAUAGUCCUCCGCGCGCGCGGGGCCACGGAAGGGAGAGAGCGAGCGAGCCGAGUAGCGCUGCACCCCCGACGAUCGUCGCGCUGCACAGUUCUCCGAGUUCUCCACGCGCGCGCACGCAGUGUCCGUGUCACGCAGCGCUGCAGCAGAGAGGGCCUUUCACCGCCGGCGCGCUGCUGCUCUCGCGGACUGGCAGACCCCGGCCGUCUAUCUCUCUCUCUCUCUCUCUCUCUCUCUCUCUCUCUCUCUCUCUCUCUCUCUCUCUCUCGCUCAGGCUCACCUAUCGGCGGAGAACAUCCCUCGCGGGAGAUGACCGCUCGCUCGGAGGGAUGAAGCGAGACUGAGAGAUCGCCCAUCGGCGGCGACCGCUGCACGUGCGAGCGUCGAGCAGCGGAGAGGAGCACCGCGGGAGCGCGAAGAGGGAGCUGACUCGAGAUAGAAGGAGCGAGAGAGAGAGAGAGAGAGAGAGAGAGAGAGUGACGGGCAGAGAGCGCCGCGCGCGCGACAGUCGCGCGCGCUCGCCGUAAAAUGAUUUCCGCAAGACUGGAGCGCUCGAGUUCGCCUCGGAUUAUCGGCAAGAGAACGUCGCCGCUGCCACCGCCGGCCCACCGCCGCUGAGAGAGAAACACGCGCAUGCACGAUCGGCGAUGGAAUUAAGUGCAUCGGUCGCGAUCCUCGAUCCCCGGCCUACUCGACGUUACGCGCUCCUGCCCUCCGCCGCCGCCGCCGCCGCCGCCACCAGCACGUGUGAGCAAGAAAGCAGUGCGAUGCAGUGCGCGAUCGGUCGUCGGCAGCAGUAGUAGCAGCCGCCCCGCGAGCAAGAUCGGCCGCCGGGGAGGACGCGCGGGAUCGGCGCUCGCUCUCCUCUCCCUCUCUAUCUAUCUCUCGUUCGCGCGCACGCAUAUUGCCUGCGAUAUCGAUCGCUGCGAGAGACGAAACCGUCGACUCGAAUACGACGCUCAACGCGCAGGAGAGACGUGUGCGAGUGCGCGUGUAGUUUGCGGACUUUGCCGGACGCCGACGGAGACAGCGAGUGCAGCGUCGCCAGUGCUUUUCUCCGGAGUGUUAAUGGCUAGAAUUUGACGCCCUACAAGUUUACGGCAAACGAAACCGCUAGAAAGGAAGAACCGCAGAUGCCGAAGAGCGGGACAAAGCAAUAGGCAGACCGCGAGCGAAGUUCAGUCACGAGGGAAACCACGCACGCACACGCGGGAGAGAAUGAAGCUGCCGGCUGCGAUCCAGCACGGCUACCAGUGACAGUUCCGCUCGGCUGCGGCGAUCGAAAGUUCGAUUCGAGGGAGUGUGAGAGAGAGAGAGAGAGAGAGAGAGAGAGAGAGAGAGAGAGAGAGAGAGAAAGAGGAAAACCGAGAACAAGACUCCGACCCGGCUGCAGAGUCGCGCAAGAUGAUCACGAGGACGGUGCUGCUCGCGCUUCUCAUGGUCGCGAGCUGCUCGCCGAGGAGGACGCUGGCGAUGGGUAGUGCCGGCGGCAGCAGCUGCAACACCUGUCGGCUCCACGAGGAGAUACGGGCCAUGAGCCUCGAGGCCAUCAAGGAGCAGAUCCUCAACAAGCUCGGGCUCAAACAGGCGCCCAACAUGACCGGCAGGGCCCUGCCCAGGAUACCGCCGAUCUCCAAGCUCAUGGACAUGUACGGCAUGCAGGCCGACCAGCCCUUGGAGCCCGGCAUAACGCAUCACGAGGAGAUCGACGAGUUCGCCGCCAAGACCGAGAGCGUCUUCGCCUUCGCUCAGCCUCAUCAGCGGCUAAGGCAUUCGAAGGGCAACUUGGACGUGCUGUACUUCAAGUUCUCGGACAAAAUAGUCCAGCACAGGGUAACGCGGGCCGAGCUCUCGCUUUGGAUCUACGGGACGCAAGAGCAGCAGUCGAGCGAUAGCGGCAGUGACGACAGCGAUUCGGACUCGCUACUCGGCCCAAGUAACGACUCCGGCGGCGGCACUAUCACGAUAACGCUACAGCGGAUAAUGCGUGGCUCGACAGAUGCGGGCGGUCCACAGUUGGGGCCGCCUCUGACGACGAAACAUCGGCGACCGGUCGGCAGACGCGGCACGUGGGUGACCAUAGAGCUGAGGCGCAUGGUGGCCGAGUGGUUCAAGCACCCGCGCGACAAUCUCGGCGUCGCGGUCAAGAUCACGCUGCCGAACGGCCGCAGGCCGGGCAGAAACUUCAGACCUGUGGAGACCAGUCCCGACGCCGAAGACGCGCCGUAUCUCGAGGUCCAGACGCAGGAGCUCGACUCCAGGAGGGGCGGCAGGGUCAAGAGGAACGUCGGCCUCAACUGCGACGAGGCUAGUCAGGAGACCAGGUGCUGUCGCUACAAACUCACCGUCGACUUUGAGAAGUUCGGAUGGGACUGGAUCAUCGCGCCGAAAAAGUACGACGCGAAUUACUGCUCAGGAGACUGUCCAAUGGCGUUUCUUCCAGCCUACCCAAACACACACAUAGUGAGCUUGGCGGAGCCGCCGAACAACACGGGGCCCUGUUGUGCCCCGCGGAAGCUCUCGGAGAUCACGAUGCUGUACUUCGACAACGAGUACCAGAUCGUCUUCUCGCGGCUGCCCGGCAUGGUCGUCGAGCGCUGCGGCUGCUCAUAGUCCCAUAGCGAGGAUGACGAAGAUGCAGCAGCCGACGACGUCGACGAGCAGACUGGCGGAGAACCGCGAAAAAACUCCUCUUCUCCUUUCUCGAGAUCCUGUGCCGGCUCGUGUGGAGAGCGCGCGAGUGCGGGGGUCAGAUUGAUAAGACGAGUACGCGUGAAUUUGGCCGACUGGUAAGAAGCCUCUCGGCGCCGCCCGCUACCGAUGUCGUUUCUUCUGCCGAACAUUCGUUUUCUUCAUCGAUAGACUGAAGUGCCUUGGUGGAUGCAAUUAAGCGUCGCGUUGCCGCGCGAUCCACGUUGUCUCGGAAUGAAUUCGAGAGACGAGGCACACAUUACAAGGAAGAGAGCGCGCGUGAUUUCGAGCAAAAGGAUGAGAAAAAAGACGGCGGUGAUCCAUUGCAAGGCGGAUAGUUCCUAGUGUCACGGUAUUAUUUUAAGGUACCAUCGCGUUUGCCGAUAUAGCCGGGAAUAGAACCAUGAACUUACUAAACACGUACUCAUUGAAUACGAGCAAACUUUUUUAGCGAACUUUUGCACCGACAGCACCAUUUUAUACGAUUCACACGAGAGCUGUAAUGUUUGUCACGUUCGUGCGGAAUUAUCAUAGCUUAUUCACACGCGGUACACCUUCAUCGGUCGGUUAAUUUUAUUCUUAAUUUCUCGCUGCUUAUAUUGUCAAGUAUUUUACUCCCUUCAUUGAUAUCGCUCCGUUUUUAGAAAAAUUGCUGCUGCCGUCGAUGGAAACGCGAUGGUCUAAGGAUCUCGGUGUACAGUUAAUUCGUUAUUUCGUUUUCCUUUCUUUUUUUUUCUAUGUUUUUUUUCUAUAUAAGUAGUAAUGGAAUGUGUGCGAUGUACGAAUGCGCGUAGAAGCGAGUGCGAACACGAGUUUAUAUAAGGAAAUUUCACAUAUUUGUGAUGUGUACAUAAAUGAAAUGAAAAAAAAUAAUAAUAAUACAAGCGUAAUUUUAAUAUUAAUAUUGAUAAUUAUUGUUUUACUAUACGGAUCUAAAAUAUAAAUGAAAUGAUACGAAACGGGGUGCAGUAUAGUGUGUAACAGGAGAGCGAAGACAAAAUAAAAAUUGUUAAAACGACGGAUCCCGAGAUCGCGUAAUUCUCGAGGAUCACCCACACACACACACACAUACACACACACAUCCACUCUUUGGCACGGAUUCUCGUAAUAAGUUAAUUUCUAGGUACGUUGCAUGUAAGCUGUAUAGAUACGGAGCUAGGCGUUCGGUCGCCUCUUUCAAUCGUCACCAUAACACCUCCACCAUCACGCGCACAACUAUACUUAUACCCACCUCAACUCACAUGCUAACUCACACACACUGCACGAACCUGUAGUAUCACUUUGAAAAUUAUAAUUCGCUUAGCGUCGAAAUUGCGCGUAAAUAUGCACAAAAAACAGCCAGUGUGUAUGCAAGCAAACGCGAAAGGAAGGUGGAUAGGAUACAAACACGCUGAUGCCAUAUGCACCCAAUCGCGCGAGCAUAUUUUAUACCUUACUCCUUCAUCUUCUAGAUGCAUUUAUACAUUAUAUAUAUAUAUAUAUAUAUAUAUAUAUAUAUAUAUACCCUCUAUCAUCGACUCAGGGCUCCUCGUGGCAGUAACUUAAGCGAUAUAUAGUAAGUAAGCGAUUUGUCGAUAUGAUUAAGCGCGAGACGGCGAGACGAUGAUUAAUUUAUGCUUCACACUACACAUACACACUCACACACGUGCACUUACACGCGAACACACGCGCACUUAUACGUUGUACGAACGAUAGAUCUUUAAGAAGAAGCGAAUCCCAUUCUGUCCCAGUCAUUCUCUCCCCCCUCCUCUGUCUAUCCUACCCGUCUUUUCCUCUUUGAACCUUUUUUAUUUGCUCCAGAGAUAUGCGACUCGUCACCAAUCUACUUUUUCGCGCUACUAUCGCUCAUUAAGGCCUCGCUAGACGUAGACUUUUUAUUUUCAUUGAGAGUAUCGCUAAUCCUCGACGAGGCGCAUCUUGAAUUUUUACCUUUGUCAGUGUAUAAAAUAAUGGCUAAGAUUAAUCGAAUUGUGUAUUUCAGUAUCAAAACGAAACAACAAAUCUACUUAUAUGUAUAAUGUGUACUUCUCUUGAAUAGAGGCAAUAGAUAGAAUAUUUAUUCAAAUUAAUAAAUGGUUUUUCGACACAUAA
Molecule: messenger RNA, 4880 nt
Organism: Nasonia vitripennis (jewel wasp)
Lineage: Eukaryota; Metazoa; Arthropoda; Insecta; Hymenoptera; Pteromalidae
Product: growth/differentiation factor 8
Exons: 3
Coding region: 1503-2711 (402 amino acids)
Biological process (GO): SMAD protein signal transduction
Cellular component (GO): extracellular region
Molecular function (GO): growth factor activity; cytokine activity
Source: RefSeq, a predicted model, not a curated record